Culex pipiens pallens (northern house mosquito) is the source of this 1367-nucleotide messenger RNA. RefSeq lists its product as uncharacterized. The record is from RefSeq and is a predicted model, not a curated record. Bases 150 to 1241 code for a protein of 363 amino acids. Lineage: Eukaryota; Metazoa; Arthropoda; Insecta; Diptera; Culicidae. Gene Ontology annotation, molecular function: protein binding. Gene Ontology annotation, cellular component: extracellular matrix. The transcript has 2 exons.
CGUUCGUUUGACAACAGUUGUUGUCAAACCAUCGGGGUUUGAGAGUACUUUUUUCAAAAUGUAGGCCAACGCACUGAACCAAAGAGCAUUGGCACAGUUCUUUCUCGCAACUGCGUGCUGGCGCUUACUCCGCUGAUAACCACAGAGCGAUGCAGUUGAAUUGGAUGCUUUCACUCUCGGUGGGAUUUACCGAUCCAAAUGAAAUCCCGUGGAAGCUGCAGUGCAGCACCGGUUUGCUGAACAUCUGCGAGAUGAAACAUCCCACGUUGACACUGGACAGCGUGGACCGGGGAAUGCACCUGCCGGCGACCAACCUGCGGCUGGUUGAUGGAUGGAUACCGGAGUUUGAUGUUGAGAUGGCCGAGAUGUUAAGGCCGGAAACUCGAGUGUUGGCGAUCAUGAACUGUUACGUGCGGGUGUUUGUGAUUCGGGAGAUGCUCCGGGUGUUGAUUUUGGACGAAAAUGUGAUUGAAAAGGUUGAGCUGGUUGAGUCGGCCAAGCAGUUUGAGCUGGAAUCCCUGAAUCUUGAUAGCAAUAGACUAACGGAUAUAUCAUUUGUGACGAAGCUGACAAAGUUGAAUGUACUUAGUUUAAGGGAUAAUAGGUUGAAACAUUUGGACAUGAGCUUGUUCAACAAUCUGCGCAGUUUGGCAUAUCUCUCGUUAAUUUCCAACCAAAUUAAAACGUUGGGAACUGCCAACAUGGGGUUAUCUCCGAUUGAACACUUGGCUAUUCACCGCAACCAUCUGACUGAGUUCGACACAAAGGGUUGGCGAGCGGAUAACUUAACGUUUCUUAACAUCGUUGGCAAUCGCUUAAGGUCAAUCAACAAGGUGCAGUUCGCCAAGUCCUUUCCCUCCUUAAAGUACGUAAUGUAUUACGAAAACCCUUGGAACUGCGGCCAGCUGGAGUUGUUUCAGUUUUACCUUCAAACACGGAUAAUUUCAAACUUUAGCUACGAUAACAGUUUGGCUCAGUGCUACGAAGACAAUGUUCAUCGGGUUGCGCUCCGGCUGCCGGAAUUGAUCGAUUUGUCCGAAGAUUCGUUGAUCAAUCUUAAGACCACGGUUGGAGCGCUGUUUGAUGGUGAAGGGACUAAACUUGGUCAAGUUGAAGCGAGAGUUGACAGGGCACAAAAGUCACUCCAAGUGAUGAGGGAAAGUUUAGCUAAAUUGAGGUCAAGAUAUGAUUUGAUAAGAAAAGAUUUAAAUUUCUUUAAUUUCUUUGACAAAGUGUAUUGAAACUAAUAAGAAGAAACUUUGCAAUAAACACACACACACACACACACUAAUCACAAGACGGAAGCUUCUUUGAACAGCUGAGUAAAAAUUGCGUUAUCAGCUUACUCACUUCAAGUCAUCUACAGU